Protopolystoma xenopodis is the source of this 1642-nucleotide messenger RNA. Lineage: Eukaryota; Metazoa; Platyhelminthes; Monogenea; Polystomatidea; Polystomatidae. The record is from the annotation of a GenBank genome assembly.
GUUUCCUGCAGUCCGGCCGGCCACAAAGCAGGAUCCGACCGUCUCGUUGGUCCCCUUCGGACAGGAUCCUUCCUGUCGUCACGUUGAAAUGCUUCCCUUCUCCGCGCCAAGCGCCACCUUUGCCGAUAAGCCGUUGUUGGCAGAGAUGGAGUUGCCAGGCCGACAGCCCUCCAGUCUGGACAGAAGCAAACAGACGCCACCGCCUCUUGCACCGCUCAAGUGCCCUUGGUGCGGGGUCUCGUUGACCUGGCUCCAGUUCGCCGGACAUCCAUGCUCCUUGGCCUUUAUUCAGAGUCUUCAACAGGCCAGUCAACCCGGCCUCUUCGGGCGCUCCAGACAGACCGGCGAAGCGACCAAUUUGCACGAUUUCAUCGUGGCCUACGACUUGGAGCCGCUGUUCCUCGGUCAGCUGGCCGAAGAGAUCGCCGAGGCGACAGGACUCGCGUCAAACGACGAACGUCUCUUGGAGCUGGGCCUGUUGGCGCUCGAGUUGUUCACGCAGGACAGCCAAUCAGCCUCGGGGCUGACGGAACUCGCAGCCAGGCGCUUCUCGACGCAUCGACUCGCCAGAAUCCAAGAGGUUCUCGCUAGCCUCAGCUACGGCCAUCAGGUCUGCACACAAUGUCAGCCUCGGCGCUGCUUCACCUGCCCACAAACGGCAGAUUUGCAUCAGGACCUGCAUCACUCAAGCCCCAGCACCACUCGACCCCUCCUCCCGGCCAGCCUCUCCUGUCCAGGCCUAGUCGGUCUGGUGGCCAGACAACUCAUCUCCUCCUCCUCCUCCUCCUCUUCCUCUUCGUCUUCCUCCUCCUCCUCUUCAACAUCUUCCAGUCUUUUGCCUCCACCGCCAUCACUACCGGCAACAAUGGCGGUACCGCCGUUUCUGGCCAAUCCUCGGGAAGAUUUAUCCCUCCUGCUGGAUGGACACCAUCGGGCCCAGCUUGGCGUCGGUCUGAGACGGCUGCCCGACGAGUUCGCUUCGCACACACAAUUGCCCACCGUCUCGGCUCCUCCAGACCUCCUCCUCCUCCGGAGUUCUCCCAAUCCCUCGGCCGGCCUCGCGUCACCCAGCCCCAGUCACAACGGCUCGGCCGGCUUUCCUGCUCUUCUGCCCGACUGUUCGUUGUUUGCGUUGCCUCAACUGCUUGCCUCGUUCGCUCGACACACCGACAUUCCAAUCGUCUGUCCCCCGACGCCUCGACAGGACGGUCUGGCUGCUUCCUCGACGGCAUUCACCAGCGCCGUCUCUGAGGCUCUGAGCUCGAGGCCCGUCCGACCCGGUCCAGUCGGUGUCAACAGGUCGGCAGGUCGCAGUGAGCCGCACACCUUGACGACGGGAUUCAGCCUCCCGGGGCCGUCGAAUGGGGCCGUUGGAAAGCGUGGCCGAACCCGCCUCACCGAGACACAAUUGGGUGUGUUGCGCUCCUACUUUGACAUCAACAAUUCGCCGGGUGAAGAGAAACUGGCCGAAAUCUGCUCACGAACUCAGCUUCAGGAGAAGGUAGUGAAACACUGGUUUCGAAAUACCCUCUUCAAAGAGCGCCAGCGAAACAAAGACAAUCCGUACAACUUUUCUGUGCCUCCGAGCACCAGUUUGAACCUGGAGGAGUAUGAAAAGACGGGCAGGAUCGAGGUCAGGCCC